This is a messenger RNA of Lagenorhynchus albirostris (white-beaked dolphin), 2286 nucleotides long. It is a transcript of the gene ZWILCH, whose product is annotated as zwilch kinetochore protein. Bases 21 to 1799 code for a protein of 592 amino acids. The transcript has 19 exons. Gene Ontology annotation, biological process: protein localization to kinetochore; mitotic spindle assembly checkpoint signaling. Gene Ontology annotation, cellular component: RZZ complex. The record is from RefSeq and is a predicted model, not a curated record. Lineage: Eukaryota; Metazoa; Chordata; Mammalia; Artiodactyla; Delphinidae.
UGCAGUCAAACUGGGGCGGGAUGUGGGCGCGAACCAACCGAGCUGCUGAGGAGUUUUACGCUCAUCUCCUUCAGGAAUUUGAUGAAGAAAAGAAAGGAAUCUGUAAAGAUCCAUUUAUCUAUGAGGCUGAUGUUCAAGUGCAGUUGAUCAGCAAAGGCCAACCAAACCCUUUGAAAAAUAUUCUAAAUGAAAAUGACACAGUAUUCAUCGUGGAAAAAGUGCCUUUAGAAAAGGAAGAAACAAGUCAUGUUGAAGAACUACAAUCUGAAGAAACUGCUAUUUCUGAUUUCUCUACUGGUGAAAAUGUUGGACCACUUGCUUUACCAGUUGGGAGAGCCAGGCAGUUAAUUGGACUUUACACCAUGGCUCACAAUCCUAAUAUGACCCAUUUGAAGAUUAAUCGGCCAGUUACUGCCCUUCCUCCCCUUUGGGUAAGGUGUGAUGGUUCAGAUCCUGAAGGUACCUGUUGGCUGGGAGCUGAGCUUAUCAUAACCAAUAACAUCAUCACAGGAAUUGUCUUGUGCAUGGUCACCUGUAAAGCUGAUAAAAAUUAUUCUGUAAAUCUUGAAGACCUCAAAAAUUCACACAAGAAAAGACAUCACUUGUCUACUUUAACAGCCAGCGGCUUUGCCCAGUAUGAGCUCUUUAAGUCCACUGCCUUGGAUGAUACAGUUGCUGCCUCACAAACUACGAUCACCUUGGAUAUUUCCUGGAGUCCUGUGGAUGAGAUUCUUCAAAUCCCUCCACUCUCUUCAACUGCAGCUCUGAAUAUUAAGGUGGAAUUGGGAGAGCCCAGAGGUCCUCUGAAUCAUCUUCACAGACAACUGAAAUUUCUCCUUGUUUUAGCUGAUGGUUUGAGGACUGGUGUAACUGAAUGGCCUGAGUCUCUGGAAGCAAAAUCUGCUGUUGAACUUGUGCAGGAAUUUCUGAAUGACUUAAAUAAGCUGGAUGAAUUUGGUGAUUCUACGAAAAAAACCACAGAGACAGUGAAACAUGACUCUGCUGCAGUUGAUCGGUCCAUGGAGUGUCUUCUCACAGUACGGGGUGAUCUCGAUUUUGCUGAGCAGCUGUGGUGCAAAAUGAGUAGUAGUGUGGUUUCUUACCAAGACUUGGUGAAGUGUUUCACGUUGAUCAUCCAGAGUCUACAGCGUGGUGAUAUACAGCCAUGGCUUCAUAGUGGGAGUAACAGUUUACUAAGUAAGCUCAUUCAUCAGUCUUACUAUGGAACCAUGGACACGGUUUCUCUCAGUGGGAUUGUUCCAGUUCAGAUGCUUUUGGAAAUUGGUUUGGAUAAACUGAAGAAAGAUUAUAUCUGUUUUUUCAUAGGCCAAGAACUUGCAUCUUUGAAUCAUUUGGAAUAUUUCAUUUCUCCAUCAGUAGAUACACAAGAGCAGGUUCAUCGUGUUCAAAAACUCCACCAUAUUCUCGAAAUAGUAGUCAGUUGCAUGCUUUUCAUUAAACCUCAACAUGAACUCCUCUUUUCUUUAACACAAUCCUGCAUAAAAUUUUAUGAACAAAAUCCUCUCGAUGAGCAACACAUUUUUCAGCUGCCAGUCAGAUCAACUGCUAUAAAAGACUUAUAUCAAAAUGAGAAGCCACAGAAAUGGAGAGUGGAAAUAAACAGUGGUCAAAAGAAGGUGAAAACAGUUUGGCAACUGAGUGACAGCCCACCUGUAGAUCAUCUGAAUUUUCACAGACCUGGCAGAGAUGAUUUUUCUGAAUUAACAUUAAACGGUAGCCUGGAAGAAAGGAUAUCCUUUACUAACAUGGUUACCUGCAGCCAGGUGCAUUUCAAGUGAAGUGUGCUGAUGGGGCCCUCUGUAAGGUGCUCAAGCCAAAAAAAGAGAGAGAGAGGUGGUGGGAAGGUAGUUAUCACAGAACCUGAAAACAGAUGUAUGUAAACCUUCGAAGGAGCAAAAGGAGGAAGAUCCUGAAGAAGAUCCCGAAGGUUCUCUGUGAAAGAUGCAGCUACAAAAUGGAUGACCCUGUCUCAGCUCAGGCUCCUCAGCAGAAGCAUCAGGAGAACUGCAGCGAUUAGUAUACAGAGGGUGCAGACUGUAGGUACCAUGAUCUCCGUCAUGAUCUGCAUGUAACUUAGAAAAGGCUCUGCGGAGGGGGAGAGAGCAACAUGGCAGAUGAGAAUGUGGUCAUUUUGGCGAAUGCAGCUUCAUCCUGAAAGCUUCAGUUGUCUGGAUAAACUUGGAAAAUGGCAUCAUCACACUUGCUAAUUAUUCUCAUUUGCUAUAAAAGAGAACCUGGUAAAUUAAAUGUUAUAAAAAAAUUAUG